AUGAAAGACGUGGCUCAAUCAUCCGGCAAUAUUUCUAAAAAAAAAUUACAAAUUCUCACGAGUUACAAUGUUUCAUAUGUACACAUAGAUUUUGAUCGCUAUUGGUCGCCGUCUAUAAAAGAUUACGAACGUUCGUUGAGGGGAGGUAUCGACAGCAACCACGAGUACGUCAUCUCUGGUCCGGAACAAGCUAGAAAAUAUGAUUUUGCCAAAGAAUUAAGGAACGACAAAUUUAAAGAAGCUCUUGUGCUUUUCCUCAUUUCACACUGGCAAAGUCAAGAUGUAGCCCACUUUAUAGGAAUUGAUGAUGACGUCAGCGAUGAAGAUCCUAAAUUUGGAGAGUAUAUUCCAGAUAUAGAUUACGAAACAGAUUAA
Messenger RNA from Parnassius mnemosyne (clouded apollo), 375 nucleotides. NCBI's taxonomy places the organism in Eukaryota, Metazoa, Arthropoda, Insecta, Lepidoptera, Papilionidae. The record is from the annotation of a GenBank genome assembly.